Molecule: messenger RNA, 2606 nt
Organism: Rhagoletis pomonella (apple maggot)
Lineage: Eukaryota; Metazoa; Arthropoda; Insecta; Diptera; Tephritidae
Exons: 3
Coding region: 1821-2552 (243 amino acids)
Source: RefSeq, a predicted model, not a curated record
AUGAUGCGGUGGCCACCGCAGAACAUCGUAGCUCCGAUUCCUCCUACUGUGUCCAGGUCCAAGAUGAUGUCGUCAAUUGCUCCAGGUAGAACGGCGUUGUGGAUCGUUUGCCCAAGGCGGCCAUAAGGAUCCCUAUGGUCAUUAUUAUUUUUGCGCCUCUCCCCGAGAUAACCAAGUGCUCCCCCCAGCUGACAGACAGGAAACUCCUCGAGUGACCUGUGUCGAUGACCGCUUCCGCGGGCGCUCCACCCAACGAGAUUAGGGCGUAAAGGCGGCCGCGUUCUUGCCUCCAGAUUAUUGGUUACUCGGGGGCUUCAUCGCGCCUAUUCCCUGGCGAAGCAGCACUCUAUUGUUCGUAUGUUUUCCCGGCCACACUUCCAACAGCACAGCUUCCGUGGGUUACGGCACCUUCGGGCGAAGUGUCCCUCUUGACCACACCACACCUCCUGCAUGUGUUGCCGAUAUGAAAAGUUUGAGUCGCAGCUAUUGAGGGGGGUAGGGUUCUCACCGCGGUGUUAUACGGUGCUUCUCGAUGAUGUUGUGCUUUUCGAUGAUGGCAGUCGCUGCUGAAAUGCCUGUCUUGGCUGGGGUGGUCAUGAGAUCGUCACCAACGUGCCUAGUUAUUUCUCGUCGUGAUGCUUCUAGGACCCGCCGAUGGCUUUCGUAAAUGUUUUCAUAUUCUUCUGCGAGCGUGAGGAGUUCCCUGGAAGUACUAUAAUUUUAUCGCUUGAUGUACAGCAAGUUGUCGGGGUGGCUGUUGCGAAAAAUCCUUUCCAGCCAUUGUUCAUUGCUGUAACCCGCGUAUCGCAUCAGGUUUUGAAUCGCGAUCACGUCGGCCAGCUCCUCUAAUCGUUCUUCAAACGCCAACGGGUCGCGUCCUCCAUCGUAUAUCACCGACCACUUGCGCACCUGGUCAAUGACGGGCGCAACAGUAAUGGUAGGUACCUGGUUGCCGUUGGUUAGUAGGUCAGCGCUUGGUGCGAUGGAUGUCGUUGGUGGGUGUUGCGGUAGCGGUUGUGUACUCAGUGGUGGAUGUGCUAACAGGCUCUGCAUUGGCAGCCUAACGGACGCAUUAGCGGUCCUUUCGCCUUGGUUCAUGGGUAACGGUAUCUUUGGUUCACUUUCGUCUCCCCAGGAGGCCUCGUGUUCGUUGUAUGCUGCUUCCAUCGCGAGAAAUUUUGCGUGAAGCUCCAGGUCGACGAUUGCUUUGGUGGUCCAUGCCGCUAUGCGUUUUCGAAUGUCUCGAGUGGUGCCUGUGUGUUCGAUGCCCAAUUCCUGCGUGAUUUACACCAACUGCUUUUUAGAUAUGCUUUCCAGCCAUACUAUGCUCACGGGUUCCUUCAUGGCCGGUUUAGUUAUCGGUUGCGAAAUGUUCUCUUUGUAGUGUACUAUUUGCAGGGUCCCUGCUCGGGCGCCAAUUGUAACAAAGCGCUUUAUUCUGAAGGCCCCGACGCUUCUGUUUUCUGUGCUACGGUAUACUCGCUGUGCCCAGAGUCCGCUACAAUAAAUUUAUAUUGUGGGGUCUUUGCAAAUAGUCAGGGUUGUUGUGGAAACUGACCUUUGUCGGAAUCGGAAUUGAAACCGAUGAAAAAUUCGCGUUGGUGUCAUGCAUUCCGAUAUUAUCGGUUUGAUGUUUGAAUCGGAAUUAAUAUCGGUUUUUGGUGUCAUAGAAACUAAUUUUAUCGGUUUGCUUAUCGGAAAUAAACCAAGCAGCUUAUCGCUGUCAGAAUUUUAUUUGAGUUUUGUUCUUUCUUGGUGGAUAUUUUGCUAAUAUGGGAUAACACAAGAACAAUGUACAAAAUUCCAUUAUAGUGGAAUUCAUGGAAUAUAAUCCCGAUAUCGCAAAGGGCUACACGAAACGCGAUAAGCCCUUUGUUAAUGCUCUUUGGGAAAAGUUAACAAAUUCCCUAAAUAGCGCAGGCCCACCCCAAAAGGAUGCUAAUGGAUGGAAGAAGACGUGGACUGAAUGGAAGAGUGAAAUUAAAAAAAAAAUUUCACACAACAAAUGCGAAGCUCGAGCUACUGGUGGGCCCUUUACCAAACACCAAUUAACACAAUUAGAAGAAUCGGUUGUACGUAUAUGUGGAAUUGCUCAAUCGGUCUAUGGUGUUACAGGCGUUGCACUUGGCCAAACAGAAUCUGCGAAGGACCUUCUUAUCGAUGAAACGAACAACGAAAUGGCCUCAACUUCAUCUAAGCGGCAAGUGGAGCCUUCUAAUUUUUCUAGCACCCCAAACGAAAUACCAUCAACGUCAAAUAAGCGACAAAUGGAGCCUUCCACUAUUUGUAGCACCCCAAAAAGGCCAAGAGUGGAAAGCACAGGGCAACGUUUCAAGAAAUUUUUAGAUGAGGAAACCGAAAUAAAGUUGGAAAUGAACGAGAAGUUGGAUGAGCUGAUCAAAAUUGGAAAAGAAAACCAAAGAAGUUUUAGACGUAUGUAUCGUGCUGUCGACAACUUUGUGAGCGUCAGUACGCAAAUUUUAACAGUGCUGCAAGAAAGAAAUCAAAUUGAAAAAACAGCGACUAGAUCUCCAAAAACAACCAAAUGCUAAUAAGUGGUCUCAUUUUUAAUGAAAAAUAGUUUUUAAGUUUUAAGUACCUUGUAA